AUGGAGCUGCCACUCACUCGCUGCAUUUCGCCGUCGAGCCAGGCUCCAUCGCGGCCCUCCCGACCCCGCGCAGCGCGCGCCGCGCCGCCGCGCGGUGGAGACACCGAGCGGCGUUGGGCAGCGGCCGUGCUGGCGGCGUGUUUCCAACCAACAACAUCACGCACUCGACGACAUCGCACAAGGGUCAGGCGUUUUCGUGCGGUGGGUGCCGUCGAUGAGGUUGAGACGAAGAUCCGCGCCAGGCGGCGGCCACCGGCCGCCGUGAUGUCCAAGCGCACCACGCUCACCGGAGCACCCAGUCUUCUGUCGCUGGAGCAGUGUUUGGCGGAGCAUCGCUUCGAAGAAGCGGAUCAGAUCACCCGAGACUUGCUCUUGAUCUUUGGAGGGCCAGAGCCACUCCAGCGGGGCUACCUGAAGCCUGAAGAGGUGGCUCAGAUCUCAGAGGAAGAGCUGCGGCGAGUGGAUGAGCUCUGGUCGUUGCACUCUGCCGGCCGCUUCGGUUACGCCGCACAAAGACGGAGGCUGGAGGAAGCAGGCCAUGACUUCUCCGAGUUCAUGCAGAGGGUCGGCUGGUUACGCUCUGAGCAGGGGCAUGAGGAACAGUUGCUGCGGUUUUGGCCUCGCCGUGACUUCGAGUACUCAUUGGAAGCGCCCGAAGGGCAUUUGCCGUUGACGAACCUCAUCCGCGGCAGGGACCUGUUGGUCUCCUUGCUGCAACACCCGGCUUUUUCGUCCAAUGGAGCUAGACAAGGAGUAGCACCUCCACCUCCACGGAAGUCGGUCAACGAGGCGAACGAGGAGGAGGUACGUUCCUGGUGGGCCAAGCUCAUUGGGGCAGCGGAUGAGGAAGAGGAGGAGACGCCACAUGAGGACACCUCCACUGCAGCUGAAAGGUCCUUCGCUGAGAGCUUCGAAGAACGUCAAGGCGACACUCGCUUCAGGAUCACGAUGAUCACUGGCUUCGAAUCCUUCAAUGCGCGGCUCUACCGCAACGCCGCCAGGGAAGCCAUCCUUCCAGGCCUUUCAGUGUGUGUCUUCACAGACCAGGAUAUUGUUGAACGAAGAGAAGUCGUGCAACAAGUUCUGAGAGAGACGGACGUUUUCUUCUGUUCUUUGAUCUUCGACUUUGACCAGGCAGAAUGGCUACGGGAACAAUGCCAAGACAUCAAGGUCCGCAUGAUCUUCGAGUCGGCGGUUGAGCUCAUGUCCUGUACACAGGUGGGCAGCUUUCAGAUGGGUGGCGGAGGUGGUGGAAUGCCGCCCCAGAUCCGCUCGAUGAUCUCUGCCUUGACAGGGCAACGGGAGGAGGAUCGCAUCGCGGGCUAUACGAAGUUCCUGAAAGCAGGGCCGAAGCUGCUGCAGAUGCUUCCCCAGCAGCUUGGAAUUGGUGAAAUCACCGAGAAAUUGGUUCCGUUUUAA
Durusdinium trenchii is the source of this 1419-nucleotide messenger RNA. The record is from the annotation of a GenBank genome assembly. Lineage: Eukaryota; Dinophyceae; Suessiales; Symbiodiniaceae.